CCGGUCCCCUCAGACCAUUCGAGCUCCAUCCACAAAACCAUAGCAGACCCAGACAGAUCCUUUCCUGCCGAUACCAUAUAUAAGCCAGCAAAGUAUUAUAGCUCAAUCCCACGGGCCACAGCAGCCACCACAACCUCAGCUCACAUUAUCUCCUCAUCAGAAUCUUCACUCCACUCAUCAACUGCAAGCUGCAGCAAUAGCAGCCAUGGCAGCCCACGCUAUUCUCACGACAACCCCAUCUCACCACACUCUUCUUUCUCCACUCCCAACUAACCCUUCAAAACCACCAGCUCUACAAUCCUCAUUUCGUGGUGUAUCUCUCAAGCUUCAUCGUCAAUCCCUUUCCAUUGCUGCCGCUGUCCCCAAGAAGCCACUUUAUGUUUUCGCUGCUUCCAAGAAAGCAGUGGCUGUCCUUAAAGGUGAUUCCAAAGUUGAAGGCGUUGUUACGUUGACCCAAGAAGAUGAUGGUCCUACUACUGUGAAUGUUCGUGUUACCGGUCUUACUCCAGGGCUUCAUGGAUUCCACCUACAUGAGUAUGGUGACACAACAAAUGGAUGCAUGUCAACAGGAGCACAUUUCAAUCCUAACAAUAUGACACAUGGUGCUCCUGAGGACAAAGAACGCCAUGCGGGUGACCUGGGAAACAUAGUUGCUAAUGCUGAUGGAGUGGCAGAGGCAACAAUUGUGGACACACAGAUACCACUAAGUGGCCCCAAUGCAGUCAUUGGAAGAGCAUUAGUGGUUCAUGAGCUUGAGGAUGAUCUUGGAAAGGGUGGACAUGAACUUAGUCUAACCACUGGCAAUGCAGGCGGAAGAUUGGCAUGUGGUGUUGUCGGCUUGACUCCUAUAUGAAAUCUUUUUAUGACACCAGUUUGGUCUUGUGCUAUUAGUUUGUUGCUUGCUUUUGCCAGCUUUAUUUUUAGAACCGUAAGUUUCUUGAAAGGUUGAGAGGGUGUAAUAUGAGAAAGUUUUAGUCAAAUGACAUUUGCAGACCUUGAUCUUUGUCUGUCAUUAUUAUUCCCUACGCAAUAAAAACUUGCAUGGCUUGUGAAUGUGCCGAACUUUCUUCUUUGAGCUUAUGAAAUUUCAUGCUGCUGGUUAUAGGAAAUUCUGAUGCCUUGCCACAACCAAAUCUACGGGAAACUAGUAAAUUAGGCCUAGGACGCUAAUCAACUAUUCACUUGGGCUUAUAGAAAUAUCAAACAACUAUUCACCCGGCACUUUUCCUCUCUUUAGGGUCUAAGCGACCUCCCUCAUUACGAGUA
Messenger RNA from Durio zibethinus, 1266 nucleotides. RefSeq names its product superoxide dismutase [Cu-Zn], chloroplastic-like. NCBI's taxonomy places the organism in Eukaryota, Viridiplantae, Streptophyta, Magnoliopsida, Malvales, Malvaceae. Gene Ontology annotation, molecular function: copper ion binding. Gene Ontology annotation, biological process: superoxide metabolic process. The record is from RefSeq and is a predicted model, not a curated record.